This is a messenger RNA of Papilio machaon (common yellow swallowtail), 757 nucleotides long. Its product is annotated as PCNA-associated factor. Gene Ontology annotation, cellular component: nucleus. The record is from RefSeq and is a predicted model, not a curated record. Bases 187 to 735 code for a protein of 182 amino acids. NCBI's taxonomy places the organism in Eukaryota, Metazoa, Arthropoda, Insecta, Lepidoptera, Papilionidae. Gene Ontology annotation, biological process: translesion synthesis; regulation of cell cycle. Gene Ontology annotation, molecular function: chromatin binding. The transcript has 4 exons.
UCUUGUAUCCAUAGCACGAAAAUAUGGAAUAUUUUGAUUGGUCUCCAAUUGGCGCCAAAAUGUGACAUAGGCAAAUUAUAUUGUUAGAUGUCAGAAAGUUUCAACGUGCGGUAGAUUUAGGAAAUUAAUUGUUUUGUUAGUGUAUUUUACGAUCAUAAAAAAUAAAAGUGCAUUAUAAAUAUUGUAAUGGCAAGAACAAAAGCUUCUGUAGGUGCAAAAGUAUCAUCAGGGAAAAGCAGUAAAGCAAGAUGUUGUGCUGCUCCUCCACCAAACAGUACUGGAGCCUCAGGUGGUAGUGACCGUUCCUCUAGAAGUCAUUCAGGUGGUAACCCUGUAUGUCCCAGAGAGACGCCAAUAUGGCAGAGACCAAUUACUAACUUCAUCGUCACCAACAAAGCUGAAAGUGACGAGAAAGAACACGACACACCAAAAUCCGAGGAGGAAGAAAUAGUUAAAACUAAAUCGAAACGUAAUAAAAUCUUAUCAGAUGAUGAAGAGGAAAUUCCUAAAAAUAGAGAAUUAGAGGAAUCACUAGUUUUAGAACCACUGACAGGUGAAAAUAGUCACAAAAUAGACGAAUACUAUCAAACGAAUAACAAAGGGAAGGGUAAAGGAAAGAAGAGUAAAGAAAAUAAUAAUACAGAUGAUAUUAAAAGAAGUUUGAAAAGGGAUUUGGAAGAUAUUACUUUCGGUGAAGAAACUGAACAUAGUAAUAAAAAGGCGAAAAUUGAAUAAUUUAGAAUAAUAAUUUCAUAUG